CACCCUCCUCCGCGUCCUCGGGGUCGGAAGCGACAGAGCCGGAGAAGCCUGAGGCGGCCCGGGCCUGCGAGGGCCAGGAGGGGGGCGGCUGAUGGGCCGCCCGGGAACCGGGCGCUGAGCGGCUGCGGAUCCGGGGAGUUCAGGGCUAGAGUCAAGGCAAGAUGGUGGACUGGGACAGCAGCAAUGCCACCUUAGCCCCAUCCUCCCUGCCCAACAUCACCAUCCCGCACCGAUGCUUACUUCUCCUUUAUGAAGACAUCGGCACCUCCCGGGUUCGGUACUGGGACCUCGUGCUGCUAAUCCCCAAUGUGCUGUUCUUCACUUUCCUGCUCUGGAAGCUGCCAUCGGCUCGGGCCAAGAUCCGCAUCACCUCCAGCCCCAUCUUUACCACUUUCUAUAUCCUGGUGUUUGUGGUGGCCCUGGUGGGCAUAGCCCGGGCUGUGGUCUCCAUGACAGUCAGCACUUCAGAUGCAGCCACGGUGGCUGAUAAGAUUCUGUGGGAAAUCACUCGCUUCUUCCUUCUGGAUAUUGAAUUGAGUGUGAUCAUUCUGGGCCUGGCCUUUGGUCACCUGGAGAGUAAAUCCAGCAUCAAACGAGUCUUGGCCAUCACCACAGUUCUGUCCUUGGCCUACUCUGCCUCACAGGGGACCUUGGAGAUCCUGUACCCUGAUUCCCACCUCUCCGCUGAUGACUUCAAUAUCUACGGGCAUGGUGGCCGCCACUUCUGGCUCGCCAGCUCCUGUUUCUUCUUUCUGGUCUACUCUCUUGUGGUUAUCCUCCCGAAGACGCCUCUGAAAGAUCGGAUCUCGCUGCCAUCCCGGAAGAGCUUCUAUAUUUAUGCUGGUAUCCUGGCCCUGCUGAACCUGGUCCAGGGCCUGGGCAGUGCCCUGCUCUGUGUGGACAUUAUUGAGGGCCUCUGCUGUGUGGACGUGACCACCUUCCUCUACUUCAGCUUCUUUGCCCCCCUCAUCUAUGUGGCCUUCCUCAAGGGCUUCUUUGGGGCAGAGCCCAAAAUCCUCUUCUCAUACAAAUGCCAAGUGGACGAGGCUGAGGAGCCUGAUGUGCACCUGCCCCACCCCUACGCGGUGGCACGCCGGGAGGGACUGGAUGUGCCAGUGGGCUCUUACUCCAACACUCAGAUUGAUACAGCUGCCUAUUUGGACGAUGUGGCCUCCAUGCCCUGCCACGUGGGCAGCAUCAACAGCACUGACAGUGAGCGCUGGAAGGCCAUCAAUGCUUGAGCCCUCUCUCCCUGGGCCUACACCUCCCCUUGCCCCAGAAAGGCUUUGAGGUCCAGCAGCCAUGGGGGCUUCACCUCCAAACUCCCUAGCUCCUUCCUCACCAAGACCAGCCCUAACCCCACUUGCAGGCUUUGAGCCCCAGGUCUGAUUACCUGCUCCUUGUCUUGGCCAUACUAGCUGGUGGGCAUAACCACUUCUCAGGAUCCCCUGGGAGGGAAGAGGAGUCAAGGCAGAAGGAUGCCCAGAAGUCAGGGAGAAUGCCAGCCGAUACAGGACAUCUGCAGCAGGCCUGGUGUCUCCAUGCCAAUCAGAUGGCAUGGGACUGUUUGGGAAACCUUUGCUUGUAGGAGAGGAGAGGAAGCAGAGUAGGAAAAGAACCAUGACAGAAGGGGGGUGGGAGAUUGGGAGAGGGCAGAAGUCAGGUGAAGGGUAUAGGGGUCAUGGAGGCAGAGGCCUGGCAGAAGUGUAGGAGAGAGCUGGCCAAAGUGAAGAGGAGAAAGAAGCCAGGUGGGAGUGGAGGACGGGUGGGAAGCAAGCCCAUUGCCACUGGAAGCUUGAGCCCUCUAGGCUGAGCAGAGGAGGAAGCCUGUUGUAUAUAAAAGCCAGAGCUGGCCGGACUUGAGGCAGCCUGUUUGGGGUAGAUCUCCCCAUGCUGCUAAAACACAGGGUGAUUGGGUGGCUAAGACCUCCCUGAAAGACUUUUCCUUUGAGACCUGGGGACUAGACAGGAUAGGCCCUGGGUGGGGACUACAGGUGGCUGCUUUGUGGGGAGUAGAAAUAGAGGGGGCUGUGUCUUGAGGGAUUUCUUGAUCUCUCUUCUCCUUCUUCAUUGAGAGAAGAACCUAGCCAGCUCCUGACCCAGAAGAGCUAGUGGGAGUUGGUGUGUGUGCGUGUGUGUUUGUGGUGGAGAAUCUCUUUGGGCAUAUGCCCUGGCCUUCCAGGGCCCUUCUGGAAAUCAGCCCAGGUUUGGACCUCCUCUUUUCCCUGCUUGAAGGGAGGGUAUACCAUGUACUUCCCACCGUGUUGAUGGGGACACUUGGGCCUUGGUGAUGGAAGAGGUGCUCGUUAGAGGAAGAGCUUUUUGGGCCUGAGGGUUUAGAACCCGACUUGGUUAGAGCCAAGCCUCUCAUCCUGCCUGGGCAUUGUGUUGAGGUCAGAGUGAGGAGGGCAUGUACCAGGCUGGGGACAGGCUCAGGGCUUUCCCUUCUAGCUUGAAUGGUUAUUUCCAAAUCUUUGCUGACCUCCUAGGGCUGGCUCUGCUUCUGUGAAGGGCCAGUUCAGGAGGUAUCUUUCCUACCUCUCCCCCGCCCCCCAGUCUCUAGUUAAGAAACCUGAGGCCCAUAGAUCCUGCUUGGUCUCUCCUCCCCAAUGCAUAGAGGCAGCAUCUCAGCCUCUCAACCUGGGGGACCAUCUGCUCCCUAAGAAAGUUUCCAGCCACCAUGGGCCUAAUCCCCCCAGCCUCCUUCCCUUACUGUCUGCCACAGCGUUUGGGCAGAAGGAUCUCUUGUAUAGAACCGCUAAGUUGUGCAUAUUUUACUGUUCUUUGUUUUUAAAAGAAGAAUUAAGAAUAAGGGGGAAAACAGGCUUUGAAUGAUGUGGCAUUUUGUCGCAAUAACUCUUUGGUCAGGAGUCUUAGUGGCUGGCCUGGCCUCGGGUGCUGGGAGAGGCUGAAUGGGAAAACCCAGCUCUGUGGCCUCUUCUGGAAGGAUGGCUGGUGUUUGUAGAGCGCUUUAAGGGCUGCAGAGGGCUUUACAGAGAUGAUCGGAUCCCCACAACAACCUCACAGAAGAAGAAAGUGAAGCCCUGAGGUUAAGGGACAUGGCAGCUUCUGAGUGUGUGAGGCAGAACUUCAGCUCGCGUCUUCCUGACUCCGUUUCCAGUGCUCCAUCUUUGUGCCACCUCUAGGACAGGAAGAGUACAGGCUUGGUUUGGGAUGGGGGACUGCUGGCUGCUCCUGGGUGUGAACUCGGUGUCUCUAGUGGGUCAUGAAGAGACACUUCCCUGGCAUGGAGCCUGCCUUACAUGAUCUGGGCUCCAGGUACCUGGAUGCAGCCACGGAGCUUGGCAGUGACUCGAGGCGAUGGGGAGGGAGCUGUGAGGGAGGGGAAAGGGGGGCAGGACCCAUUGGUUUCCAUAAACCAUUAGAUUGAAGGGGCUGGGAGUUGGCUUCCUUUUUUCACACUCCAUCCCUUUCUCCUCUGAAGAUGACUUGGUUUACUUUUGCCUGGAUAAAGGAAGGUGAGAACCUAG
Phascolarctos cinereus (koala) is the source of this 3491-nucleotide messenger RNA. RefSeq names its product transmembrane protein adipocyte associated 1 (gene TPRA1). Gene Ontology annotation, cellular component: plasma membrane. The record is from RefSeq and is a predicted model, not a curated record. NCBI's taxonomy places the organism in Eukaryota, Metazoa, Chordata, Mammalia, Diprotodontia, Phascolarctidae. Gene Ontology annotation, biological process: G protein-coupled receptor signaling pathway. Gene Ontology annotation, molecular function: G protein-coupled receptor activity.